AUGCCUCUUCAUACCCCCUCACAUUUAUCUAUUGCUCGUCACGCAUUGAAGCCCCUCCGAGUCCAUCGGAGCUUUAUAAGACAAGCCACAUCCAGCGCGGACCCUCGCAAAGAAGGCGAUAUCUCAUCGGUUUUCGUUUCCUUGUCCGGAAAAGAGGAAACACCUCUGCCUCCAAGACGAAAUCGAAAGAAGUUGGCAUCGCUCCUGCAUACAUUGAAGGACGAGGUUCGCUUGAUUCACCAGCGUGGCUCUGAUAUCAUUCCCUCGAUCGAGUUCAAGGAUAUCCAUGCCGCACCAAAGACGUUCCGCGACGAACUGCGAAAACGAGGGGUUGCCGUCAUCCGAGGUGUGGUUCCUGAGCAUGAAGCCAGAGCGUACAAGGAUGAAAUCGAGGAUUAUGUCAAGGCCAAUCCAGGUACAAAAGCAUUCCCGCCACAUGACCCCCAGGUAUACGAACUGUACUGGUCACAGCCUCAGAUGCGUGCACGUACACACCCAAACAUGCUAGAAGCUCAGCGUUUUCUUAUGAGCUUUUGGCACUCCAAUUCACCAGACGCAAUGAUAUCCCCUACCCACCCUCUGAUCUACGCAGAUAGACUUCGCAUCCGGCAACCAGGAGACGCAGGAUUUGCACUAGGCCCUCAUGUAGAUGGGGGUGGGCCUGAAAGGUGGGAAGAUAACGGCUACGGUCGGGGCAAUGUUUACCAGAGAAUCUGGCAGGGGGGAUGGGAAGAAUACGACCCCUGGGAAGCCAGUUGCCGAGUUUUAGCAGAGACAGACUUGUACAACGGCGCUGGAGCGUGUUCAAUGUUUCGCAUGUUUCAAGCAUGGUUGGGCAUGUCUCAUACAGGGCCUAAUGAGGGAACAUUGCUGGUCAAUCCUCUGCUCUCCUUAGCUACGGCUUACUUUUUACUGCGACCUUUUUUCGAGCCAAUUUAUACACCUCCUAGGGAAUGUUCUCGCAUGGCGACGGAGACCUUCCUGCACCCAAGUAAUUGGCGCUUAGAAAGAAAGACCUCAAGCAACCUUCAGGGUGCAACUCCGGGAUUCGCGCAGGAACUUACUACAACGCUUCAUCCUCAUUUGGAACUCGACAAAACAAUGGUACACGUUCCUAAAAUCGCUCCUGGUGAUUAUGUGGCUUGGCACUGUGACACCAUCCAUGCCGUUGACCGGGUACACAAUGGCAGCGGCGAUUCAAGCGUUCUGUACAUCCCAGCAUGCCCCGUUACUGAGGCCAACGCCAAUUAUGUUAAACGCCAGAGGAACGACUUCCGUGAGGGUGUUCCUCCGCCAGACUUCCCGGGAGGCAAGGGCGAAAGCGAACACGUUGGACGCGCUACAGAGACUUGCCUGCGCAAGUCCACGAGUUCGCUUGGCUUGCGCUCCUUGGGGCUUGACAAAUGGGAUUUGGACGAUCAGUCGCUGAAAAAGGGACAACGACUUGUCUUGGAUAGGUCAAACCAGAUCCUAGGAUUCUAA
Aspergillus nomiae NRRL 13137 is the source of this 1482-nucleotide messenger RNA. Its product is annotated as DUF1479 domain-containing protein. NCBI's taxonomy places the organism in Eukaryota, Fungi, Ascomycota, Eurotiomycetes, Eurotiales, Aspergillaceae. The record is from RefSeq and is a predicted model, not a curated record. The transcript is spliced from 4 exons. The coding region runs from base 1 to 1482 and encodes 493 amino acids.